Messenger RNA from Pyrenophora tritici-repentis Pt-1C-BFP, 2230 nucleotides. Its product is annotated as PnbA, Carboxylesterase type B. The record is from RefSeq and is a predicted model, not a curated record. Lineage: Eukaryota; Fungi; Ascomycota; Dothideomycetes; Pleosporales; Pleosporaceae.
AUGUUGCACCUACUGCUUUGCGCAGUGGUCUUCUGCCAGUCUGCCCUCGCCCUUAGCGACACCGUCGAUUUAGGGUAUGCACGCUACCGCGGACUCGACAUUGGCAAUGGCGUUAUACGCUGGGCUGGCAUGCGGUACGCACGCAAUGUCGCUCGCGACAAAGGUCUACGCUUCACCGCACCCCAGGACCCUCUCGACCAACCCGGUGUAUCUGACGCGACCAAGUUUGGACCUGUUUGCAUCGGCACAGGCACUGAACUGAAGGCUGAGUUUGGGGGAGAGCAUUCGGAAGAUUGUCUGUUCAUCAACGUCUUUGCCCCUUCAAAAGCUACAAACGAGACUAAGCUGCCUGUUUACGUCUUCAUUCAAGGUGGUGGAUUCAGCGUCAACGGUAAUGCAAACUACAACGGCGCAGACUUGAUCGAUGCAGGUGACGAAGAUAUGGUCGUCGUCAACUUCAACUACAGAGUGGGACCCUAUGGUUUCUUGGCCGGACGUGAGAUUGUUGAAAACUCAACCCUGAGCUUGAACAACGGUUUGAAGGAUCAAAGACAGGCGCUCAAGUGGGUCCAAAAGCACAUUCAACAAUUUGGUGGAGACCCAGGUCACGUAACGAUUGGAGGUGCGAGUGCGGGUGGAGGCUCCGUUGUUCUCCAGCUGACGGCCUUUGGUGGCCGAAACGAUGGUCUCUUCCAUGCUGCGGCCGCCGAAUCACCUGCCUUUCCACCUAUCCGCGACGUCGAGAACAGUCAGUGGCAAUUCGACGCGCUGCUGAAGCAAACGGGCUGCGCGGACAUGCACUGCAUGGCUUCUAUGGAUGCUGUUAAGUUCCAAAAAGCGGUCAGGAAUAUGAAGGAACCGUUUCCAGGCGCUAAGAACCCACCCCUUUACGCCUGGAACCCUACCCUCGACAAAGACUUUAUCCAGGACUUCACAUUUAACGAAUUGAAGAACGGGCGAUAUGUCAACGUACCAUGCAUCUUCGGCGUCGCCACGAAUGACGGUAUCAACUUCACCCCGAAAACCAUCAUGUCUCAGUCAAUGUCUCAAGAGUUCCUCACCGACCAGUUUCCCAGCAUCAACUUCAACCAGGUCCGCCAAGCUUGGGAUGCCAACAUGGCAUCGACUGCCGAUGCUCGGUGGAGAACGGUGACGGCCAAUAUUUACGGCCACAUCCGAUACACGUGCCCGACGCUCAACAUCACGGAUACAUACGCCAAGAACGACACCAACCCGACAUGGCAAUAUCGAUGGAACGUCGGAACCGCCUCGCACGUUGGGGAGCUACUGCCGAUCUGGAACAAUGCCACCUCCGCUUCUGGUGUCUUUGUUCAGGCUUACUGGGCAUCCUUUAUUCGAAGUUAUGACCCCAACAAGCACGCAGCUGCAUUUCUCCUUGCCAAGGGCUCCACACUGAACAGUCCGAUGUGGCAAGACUCCAAUCUCACUCAGGAGAAGAGGUUGGUUUUCAACGACAACGACGAUGUUGGCAUGGAAACCAUUUCGAAGGAGGAGUGGCAGCGACCAGCUGCUGCUGGCAACACCGCUUCCUCUGGCUCCAGCACUGGCUCCACGGCCUCUGGCUCUCUCUCAGGCGGUCCGAGCAGUCCGAACAACCCACCCAGUUCGGGCGGCUCCUCCACUCCAGCCGACCUUCACAAGUCAUUAGGAAAUCAACACACUCCCCUUUCUUCGACAUACAUGGCUGCUAUUGCUAUACUGCUGGGUCUUGCCCAGUGGAGUUGCACUUGAAGCGCCACACGCGUUACGGGAACUUUUCUCCCAAUGUUUUUACUAUCAGUUUACUCCUUCGAGAGUUAUAUUCGGGCUUCAGACAUUUGUCUCGCCACGGGCUUUGAGCCCGGAAGAUUGGAUGCAAAUCACCAUGGCACCAUCACAACAAGAUUGCGUUGCGUGGCAACAGAACCUCCAGUUUCACGCUUUCGGUAGCAUUGUCUCAGCGCACCCCGCAGAGCGCGACAUCCGAGUUUGUAUCAUCGGUCAUCGGGAUAUAGAGCGAUGCAACAAGACGGGACAAGAUCAGAUGCAAUGAGUAUAGAAGCAUCCGUCGAUCUAGAGCAUCACGUGGACAUAUAUAUCCCAUACAUGGAGAACAGAACACAAAGAGCACAUGGCCAUUUCUCUUUCCGUCUAAUUACACUCAAGCACGAGUUUUCAUAAUCCUUGUAAAUAGUAUCAUAUCAAUUAAUCGGCUUCAGCCUUUUCACUC